CAGAGACUUUAGAGAAGUUUCCAAAAAAGACCAGCGUUCCUCUGGAGAGGAUUCCAGCCGCCUCUCUGCUGCGCACUCAGAUUUGUCCGUCUCUGCCUCCACUCUCUGAACCAGCUCUCCUCUUUCUCCUCGGCUGCUAGCAGAAACCCAGGAAAUCAACCAUGGAGGCCAUCAAGAAGAAAAUGCAGAUGCUGAAGCUAGACAAGGAGAAUGCCAUAGAUCGCGCAGAACAAGCAGAGAUAGACAAGAAAGGAGCAGAGGACAAAUGCAAACAGCUGGAAGAGGAGCUCUUGGGCCUGCAGAAGAAGCUGAAGGGUGUGGAGGACGAGCUGGACAAAUACUCCGAAUCACUGAAGGACGCUCAGGAGAAACUGGAGCAGGCCGAGAAGAAGGCUACGGACGCCGAGGCCGAGGUGGCGUCCCUGAACAGACGUAUCCAGCUGGUGGAGGAGGAGUUGGACCGCGCUCAGGAGAGACUGGCCACCGCGCUACAGAAGCUGGAGGAGGCUGAGAAAGCUGCGGAUGAGAGCGAGAGAGGAAUGAAGGUGAUCGAGAACAGAGCAACAAAAGACGAGGAGAAGAUGGAGAUCCAGGAGAUGCAGCUGAAGGAGGCCAAACACAUCGCUGAGGAGGCUGACCGCAAAUAUGAGGAGGUGGCCCGUAAACUGGUGAUUCUUGAGGGUGAGCUGGAGCGCUCUGAGGAGCGAGCUGAAGUGGCUGAGGCCAAAUCUGGUGACCUAGAGGAAGAAUUGAAAAAUGUCACCAACAAUUUGAAGUCCCUGGAGGCACAGUCUGAUAAGUACUCCACAAAGGAAGACAAAUAUGAAGAGGAAAUCAGAGUACUGACUGACAAACUUAAAGAGGCUGAAACGCGUGCUGAGUUUGCUGAGAGGUCUGUGGCGAAGCUCGAGAAGACCAUUGAUGAUUUAGAAGAGAAACUGGCCCAGGCCAAAGAGGAGAAUCUGAACAUGCACCAAGUGCUGGACCAGACCCUUCAGGAGCUCAACAAUUUAUAAAGCACACAGCUCUCCAGCGAGGCCUGAUGCCGCUCUUUGCUUGAUAAGUCAAUGUCUUAGUCACACACUUGCCGUACUCUUUCCAAACAGCUCGAUGCAAACAAUGUCUUACAAUAGAGCGAAGCCAGCAGUACACCAAACACAUUAUAAACAUGGAUUUGUAGUAUGUGUAAGAAAUCCAUCGUGACCUUCUAAUUUGAUUUAUUCUAAAGGGCAUGUUUACUACAAACAUAGCUUUCUGACCUAAUCUGAAAAAAUCCUGUAAUUCUCAACUUUGGACUUAAACCUUAUACUAACACUUUAAAAACAAGAGUUUGUACAAUGAAAUCACUUUUGAAGUAAUUUUUUUUUUAAAAGCUUUUUCAUUGAUUUGUACUAAAAUGCACAACUGUGAUUGUAACUAAUAUCAGCUGCAGACUUGUAAUAUGAAUGUUUCCUCAUUUCCAUGGCCUUUCAGUGAAAUUCGCUGCUCCAGAUGCAACAUGUGGAUCUCGUGUCCCGCUCCCAGGGAAGAGGGUCCAGAAUACAUUUGUGCUGAUAAACCCUUGCUUUAAAACAGUAGACAACACUAAAUCAUCUGGCAUAAUUAUAUACAAUUAGACAUGACUUCUGUUUUUGACUAGAAUAACUCCUGCAAAUGUUUGCAAACAUUUCUUCUGUCUGUUUGACAGAUCUGACCAAAUCUGUGAAGAAUAACAGUCAUGUACUCGAGGUGAUGAUAAUAAUAAUGAUACUAAUUAUUAAUGAUACAGUUAUUAUUUCUGUGUUACAUAUGUGAAAGAAUGCAAUGGAUUUACUUUAAAACUUUGUCUAACUCUCUCUAAUGCAAAUCACUGUUAUAAAUCCUAGAAAAAACACUGCGUUUAGGUGGUAUAUUAAAGUUAUGACUUGGAUCAUUCUUGCACACAUUUUUAAAUCAUUCCUGCAAUUUUUAUGCAUCACCCAUUUAUGUAUCCUAUGCAAUUUUUUGAGCUAUUUGAUUAAAAUUAAUAAAAUAUUUAAAGCAGAA
This is a messenger RNA of Carassius auratus (goldfish), 2025 nucleotides long. Its product is annotated as tropomyosin beta chain. The coding region runs from base 162 to 1016 and encodes 284 amino acids. Lineage: Eukaryota; Metazoa; Chordata; Actinopteri; Cypriniformes; Cyprinidae. The transcript is spliced from 9 exons. The record is from RefSeq and is a predicted model, not a curated record.